AUGGAUAGCGACACGAGUCAAUCGCGGCAUCUUCAGCUUCAAUAUUCAACUCCUGCCACAGAAUGGUCAGAAGCCCUGCCUAUUGGCAACGGCCGUCUGGGUGCUGUUGUAUAUGGGCGGACCGAAGUAGAGCUGAUGCAGCUCAACGAAAACUCGGUGUGGUAUGGAGGCCCUCAAGAGAGAACACCGCCGGACGCUUAUCGUAUGCUGCCCAAACUUCGACAACUGGUUCGAGAUGAGAAGCAUUCGGAGGCUGAGGCUUUAGUCAAGGAAUGUUUCUUUGCAACUCCCGCAAGCAUGCGUCACUACGAGCCGAUGGGCACCGCGACACUGGAAUUCAACCACAAGAAUAUCACCAAUUACCGGCGUUGCCUCGAUUUGGCUACUUCACAGGUUUCUGUUCAGUAUACAGUCAAUGACAUUUCUUAUCAGCGAGACGUUAUCGCCUCAUACCCUGAUAAUGCAUUGCUUUUACGAUUCACUGCUUCAAAAAGUACUCGUUUCAUCGUGCGCCUGGACAGGCUGAGCGAUAACGACACCGAUACGAACGUCUAUGCCGACACUAUCACAGCUUCUGGUUCCCACAUUGUGGUUCACGCAACUCCGGGAGGAUUGAAUAGCAAUCGAUUGUGUUCUGUUCUUGGCGUCGUCUGCGACGAUGGUGGCACCAUUGAGGCCGUCGGAAAUUGCCUUGUCAUUAACUCUGCCUCCUGCAGAGUCGGCAUCGCUGCACAGACAACAUUCCGUCAUGCCGAACCCGAAGUCAUCGCCCGGAGUCAGAUCGAUCAGGCCCUGGCACGGCCGUGGGAUGAACUAGUGGAGAGGCAUAGGACAGAUUAUUCUAAGCUUUUCGGCCGGAUGAGCCUAAGAAUGUGGCCAGACGCUUGUGACUUGCCAACGGACCAGCGCCUUCGAAGCUGCAGGGAUCCUGGCCUUGUCGCCUUAUAUCACAACUAUGGCCGAUACCUCCUCAUUUCAUGUAGUCGGAAUGGCUACAAAGGAUUACCAGCAACGCUUCAAGGCAUCUGGAACCCGAGCUUUCAACCACCUUGGGGAUCAAAAUAUACGAUCAACAUCAACACGCAGAUGAACUACUGGCCUGCUGGCCCGUGUAGUCUCAUCGAUGAUUGUUCGAUUCCACUGCUGGAUCUUUUGGAACGAAUGUCAGUUCGGGGUCGCCAAACGGCCAAGGUCAUGUAUGGCUGCCGAGGUUGGUGUGCACAUCACAACACCGACAUUUGGGCCGAUACGAACCCUCAAGAUCGCUGUAUGACAGCCACUAUCUGGCCUCUUGGAGGUCUCUGGUUAUCAACCACGCUAAUGGAUACUCUCAAGUAUCAAUAUAGCAAGGAACUACAUAAUCGCUUGUUCCACGUCCACGAGGGUGCUGUGCAGUUUGUUCUCGACUUUAUGAUACCUUCCAAAUGCGGUUCGUACCUAGUUACAAACCCCUCACUCUCUCCAGAGAAUGCUUUUGUCUCGAAGUCGGGAAUCAAUGGCAUAUUCUGCGAAGGAUCUACCAUAGAUAUGACUCUUAUCAAGAUGGCUUUAACACAGUAUAUCUGGAGUUCAGAGCGGCUGUCAAACGUCAGCCACUCUCUCAAGGGGCCUGUUGAGGCAGCGUUGGCUAGGAUUCAACCUCUUAAACUGAAUCAAGAGGGAUUAAUUCAGGAGUGGGGCCUUAAUGACUACGAAGAAGUUGAACCUGGGCAUCGGCAUGUAUCACAUCUCUUUGGCUUAUAUCCCGGAGAUCUGAUACACCCUACGCAAAGUCCAGACUUUGCUACCGCGGCCCGAAAGGUGUUGGAACGGCGCCUCGCUAACGGCGGUGGCCACACGGGCUGGAGUCGAGCGUGGCUUUUAAACUUCUAUGCACGAUUGCUUGAUGCAGAGGCGUGUGGAGAGAACAUGGAUCUUCUCUUGCACAAUUCUACACUACCCAACUUACUAGAUACUCAUCCUCCUUUUCAGAUUGAUGGGAAUUUUGGAGCAUGUGCUGGAAUCUUGGAAUGUUUGGUGCAGUCGACUGAACGUAGGAUGGAUGAGGAGAAUGUGGUCGAGAUAUCUUUACUUCCAGCAUGCCCCGCCAAAUGGGAUAGGGGCAACCUCCAGAGGGUGAGAGCAAAGCAAGGAUGGCUUGUGUCUUUCCAAUGGAGCAAGAAUAAGAUCGUCGGCUCUGUGGUACUUAGCUGCACUAUGGCGGGAGCUGAUGGGGCUCAUGUUUUGUGUCCAGGUGGACUGAGGCGGGUAUUUAACGGCGAUAUGGUCAGAGACUACACCUUUGAAGUAGAAUAA
This is a messenger RNA of Trichoderma breve, 2295 nucleotides long. RefSeq lists its product as uncharacterized. The transcript has a single exon. Bases 1 to 2295 code for a protein of 764 amino acids. Gene Ontology annotation, biological process: carbohydrate metabolic process. NCBI's taxonomy places the organism in Eukaryota, Fungi, Ascomycota, Sordariomycetes, Hypocreales, Hypocreaceae. The record is from RefSeq and is a predicted model, not a curated record. Gene Ontology annotation, molecular function: alpha-L-fucosidase activity.